This is a messenger RNA of Ricinus communis (castor bean), 987 nucleotides long. RefSeq lists its product as uncharacterized. Bases 183 to 950 code for a protein of 255 amino acids. Lineage: Eukaryota; Viridiplantae; Streptophyta; Magnoliopsida; Malpighiales; Euphorbiaceae. The record is from RefSeq and is a predicted model, not a curated record. Gene Ontology annotation, molecular function: protein binding. The transcript has 3 exons.
GCAACUUCAUCACCUGUUAACGAGUUCAGACAAAUCUUCUCUUGAUCUCACUGCAGAUAGCUACAAGCCUCCUUUUUUUGUUUGUUUCAGAAGCAUCAUCGAAUUGUACUUUGACAGCCCAAAAACCCUAACCCUAAGUCUUAUCCUUCUCAUUAGGCUCUGUCAAAAUAGCCUCUUCAAUCAUGGCGCUUCAUGGAUCUACCUUUUGUUACAAAGUAAAUUUUAUUGAUAGGCGGCUACCCUGUUCUUGCAUUAAUAGCUGCAAGAGGUUUCCCCACCUCUCUUAUCCUUCCCUUAAGGACAACAAAUUGUUUCCGCUAUCUACUGCAGCGCAUUAUUGUGCUCUCAAGUUGCACAUUGUAGGAAGAACUUCAGUGCCCUUUGCAAAAGCUUCCCGCUUGUUGUCAAUAAGAGCAUGUCAAGUAAAAAGUGAAGACUCUGAGGAAAUGCUGAGUGGCGAAAGCAUCAUAUUGGAUGAGCAAGCCUUAACACGGGACUUGCAGAUUGCCAUUGAAGAAGAGAACUAUGCCCAAGCUGCUAAAAUCAGGGAUAGCCUUCGACUGCUCCAGGAGGAUAGUAAGGCUUCGGUACUGGCAGCAAAUGCCCGGUUUUAUAAUGCAUUCAGGAAUGGUGAUUUAGCUUCAAUGCAGGCCCUUUGGGCAAAAGGCGAUAAUGUUUGUUGUGUGCACCCAGGUGCAAGUGGAGUUAUCGGUUAUGAUGAUGUUAUGGAGAGCUGGGAGCUUGUAUGGAUGAACUAUGAUUUCCCAUUGGAGAUUGAGUUGAAAAAUGCCAGAGUUCAUUUUAAGGGGGAUGUAGGUUACGUUACAUGUGUGGAAUUUGUUAGGACAAAAGGUAGCAGUUGGGGAGCUCAGUUUGUAACAAAUGUUUUUGAGAGGAUUGACGGUCAAUGGUUCAUCUGUAUUCAUCAUGCUUCACCUGUUGAUUUAUGAGAAACUAAUAAUGAUAUGUAUUACUCCUGUUUUUCCA